CUGCAACCUCGACUUGCUCUUGCCGCCGGUCGACGUCGGCGUUUUCUUCUGCUACGAUAACAAGCAUAACAUGGGAUUGUCGUAUGGGCAUAUGGUUGGCAUUCUCAAGAAGGCUUUGGCCCAGACGCUGGUUUCAUACUAUGCAUUUGCGGGCCGCCUAGUUAAGAACGCGGCCGGUGAGCCGGAGCUCCUCUGCAACAACUGCGGCGUAGAUUUCGUUGAAGCUUUUGCCGACGUCGAGCUGAAGGAUAUCAAUUUGUAUAAUCCUGAUGAAAGUGUUGAAGGCAAGCUGGUUCCGGAAAGAAAGCGCGGCGUCCUUGCCGUUCAGGCCACCCAACUUAAAUGUGGGGGAUUGGUGGUGGCAUGCACAUUCGCUCAUCUGGUGGCCGACGCCUACUCCGCCAAUAUGUUUCUCGUUUCCUGGGCGGAGAUGGCGCAGUUCAAGCCAGUAUCUCAGCCUCCGUCCUUCCGCCGCUCACUCCUCCUCCCCCGACGGCCCGGUCGCUAUGAGCUUUCGGUUGAGAACAUGUACGUUCCCAUGUCUGCUAUUCCUCCUCCGGAGGAUGAGCCCGAAGACGCCCAACCAGCAGCCGUAAUUAGUCGCAUAUAUUACAUCAAGGCUGACGUUGUCAACGAGCUCCAAGCACUGGCCAAUUUAGAUAAGAACAAUACUAGCAAAGGGAACAAGAGGACUAAGCUGGAGUCAUUCUGCGGAUUCCUCUGGAAAAUGAUUGUUUCCGGGAAUGAUUCUGCUGGCGAUAAUUGCUGCAGGCUGGGGAUUGUGGUUGACGGAAGGAGUAGAUUGAUUGAUGGAGAUGAAAGUGAAGCAAAACUGAUGGCUUCAUAUUUUGGGAACGUUUUGUCUAUCCCAUUCGGGGAGAAGAAAAUUGAGGAAUUGAAGGAAAAACCAUUGAAUUGGGUAGCAAAUGAAGUCCACGAGUUCUUGCAGAGUGCGAUGACUAAAGAGCAUUUUCUUGGGUUGAUUGAUUGGGUGGAGGAGCACCGCCCUGAGGUAGGCCUGUCGAAGAUAUAUGCUGCCAAGGUGACAAAGGAGGAGCCAGCCGUUGUGGUGUCAUCGGGGCAGUGUUUUCCGGUCAGAAAGAUGGAUUUCGGAUGGGGGAUUCCAGUGUUUGGUUCUUACCAUUUCCCAUGGGGAGGAAAAUCAGGAUACGUCAUGCCUAUGCCUAGUCCUAAGGGAAAUGGGGAUUGGAUCGUUUACAUGCAUCUAUUGAAAGGGCAGUUGGAGUUGAUAGAGACAAAUGCAGCUCAUGUGUUCAGUCCCCUCACUUGUGAUUAUCUUUUUUCCCUCACCUGAAGUUGCUUUGUAAUUAUCUCCAGCCUGGAAAACUUCUAGUUUGAAUAAUUAUAUAACGAGCAUUACUUAA
This is a messenger RNA of Sesamum indicum (sesame), 1385 nucleotides long. Its product is annotated as coniferyl alcohol acyltransferase. NCBI's taxonomy places the organism in Eukaryota, Viridiplantae, Streptophyta, Magnoliopsida, Lamiales, Pedaliaceae. Gene Ontology annotation, molecular function: acyltransferase activity, transferring groups other than amino-acyl groups. The record is from RefSeq and is a predicted model, not a curated record.